Messenger RNA from Branchiostoma belcheri (Belcher's lancelet), 1119 nucleotides. RefSeq names its product neuropeptide FF receptor 2-like. Gene Ontology annotation, biological process: G protein-coupled receptor signaling pathway. NCBI's taxonomy places the organism in Eukaryota, Metazoa, Chordata, Leptocardii, Amphioxiformes, Branchiostomatidae. Gene Ontology annotation, molecular function: G protein-coupled receptor activity; peptide binding. Gene Ontology annotation, cellular component: membrane. Bases 1 to 1119 code for a protein of 372 amino acids. The record is from RefSeq and is a predicted model, not a curated record. The transcript is spliced from 4 exons.
AUGGCGAGUCUACCAUCCUGGGUCAACACCUAUCCAGAAAACACCACCGACAACUCUACCAUCUCCGACUAUGACGAACUCCUAUCCCUGAAGUACAAAAUCGGAGUCCCCAUGAUCGUGUUCUGUGGCCUGUGCUACGUCGUCAUCAGCUUGAUGUGCAUCUUAUUCAACGGCCUUCUCUGUUGGCUCAUCAUCUUCAAAACACCAGAGGCCCAUAAGUCAACAGACUACUUCAUCUUGAACUUGGCCAUCAGCGAUCUUCUUGUCGGCAUCUUCUGUAUCCCGUUUACCCUGAUCAACCAUAUCUUCACAGAAAAUCAGCUGGGCGAUGUGAUGUGCAAGAUGACUCCAUUCAUCCAGGGAACAGCCGUCGGUUCUUCCGUCUUCACGUUGGCAGCCGUGGCAGUAGACAGAAUCCGGAUGCUGUUUAACCCCCCGGGGAGCCACUUCACGGGCCGGCAGAUCGCCGUGACGGUGGGGACCAUCUGGGUCGCAGCCGCCGCCACCAUGCUUCCCCAGGCGCUGUACCGGCACGAGACGGCCUACCCCAUCCCGCUCGGGCGCAGCAUCAGCCUGUGCGUGGAGGACUGGCCUCUGAGCAAGCUCUACACCCUCCUGCUGUUCGUCAUCUGCUACCUGAUCCCUCUGCUGGUCACGGGCGGUCUGUACAUCACCAUCUGCAUCCACCUGUGGUACAAGAAACCUGCGGGAGAAGACGAGGCGGCCAGGCAGAAGACGCUGAAGAUGAAACAGGUUAUCAAGAUGCUGAUCACCAUCGUGGCCAUGUUCGCCCUGUCGUGGCUGCCUCUGUACGCGUGCUGGAUUCUGGAGGAUUUCGGGCCGCUGUCUUUUGAUCAGAAGGUGAUCAUGAUGUCGUACGUGAACCCGAUCGCCCACCUGCUGGCGUUCUCCAACAGUUGUGUGAAUCCUGUCGUGUACGGCUACUUCCGGCCGCAGCUGCGGAGGGAGGGGUGCCUGGCCAUGUACGCGUGGUGCGUGUGCGGCGGGGCCAAGCGGCAGGCGCCUGCAGCAGCACCUGCGCCGCCGCCGCAACCCAUGCAGCUGCGACAAGCCCCCUUGCGAGAACAUCGCAAACUGCAGCGACUGCAGUACGUGUAG